AUGAUCAGUAGCUGCAGCACUAGGAAGAUGGCCGAGCCCAAGCAAAGAAAAAAGAUCCCUUUGGUUCCAGAAAAUCUCCUGAAAAAGAGGAAAGCUUAUCAAGCCCUCAAGGCCACCCAGGCAAAGCAGGCACUUUUGGCAAAGAAGGAGCAAAGAAAAGGAAAAGGGCUCAGGUUUAAGCGACUGGAAUCAUUCCUACAUGAUUCCUGGUGGCAGCAACGUGACAUGGUGCGUCUCAGACGACUAGAAGUGAAACCUCAUGCUCUGGAAAUGCCAGAUAAUCAUUCCUUGGCCUUUGUUGUACGCAUCCAGAGGAUUAAUGGGGUGAGUUCACUGGUGCAGAGGACCAUUGCAAGACUUCACCUGAAGAAAAUUUUCAGUGGUGUCUUUGUCAAAGUCAUCCCUGAAAAGUUGAAAAUGCUGCGUAUAGUGGAACCUUAUGUGACCUGGGGAUUUCCAAAUCUGAAGUCUGUCCGGGAACUGAUCUUGAAAUGUGGACAAGCCAAGGUCAAGAAUAAGACCAUCCCUCUAACGGACAACACAGUGAUUGAGGAUCACCUGGGGCGGUUUGGUGUCAUUUGCUUGGAAGACCUCAUUCAUGAAAUUGCCUUCCCGGGGAAGUAUUUCCAGGAGAUCUCAUGUUUCUUGCGCCCAUUCCAACUCUCAGUGGCCCGUCACGAUACCAAGAAUAAAGUGGGCUUUCUCAAGGAGGUGGGCACACCUGGUUAUCGGGGUGAACGCAUCAAUCAACUCAUCCGCCAGCUGAACUAGAUCCAGAGUAUCUGAAAGCACAGUGCUUUGGAAACGUGUUUUUGUUUUUGGAAUUAUCAAGUAUCUUCAGUGAAGAUUAUUUUCUGCUUUAUCUUCAAGAACUGGAGGGGAAGGAUCAGGGAAAAGAUAGUAGGUUUUUUUCAUGGCAGUCACCUCUCAUCACAGCCCAGUUCCAAGAAAAGUUACAGUGUUUUCCAUGUUGCCUUCGCCUU
Cynocephalus volans (Philippine flying lemur) is the source of this 983-nucleotide messenger RNA. RefSeq names its product large ribosomal subunit protein uL30-like 1. Gene Ontology annotation, biological process: maturation of LSU-rRNA from tricistronic rRNA transcript (SSU-rRNA, 5.8S rRNA, LSU-rRNA). Lineage: Eukaryota; Metazoa; Chordata; Mammalia; Dermoptera; Cynocephalidae. The coding region runs from base 1 to 771 and encodes 256 amino acids. The transcript has a single exon. The record is from RefSeq and is a predicted model, not a curated record. Gene Ontology annotation, cellular component: cytosolic large ribosomal subunit. Gene Ontology annotation, molecular function: RNA binding; structural constituent of ribosome.